Molecule: messenger RNA, 578 nt
Organism: Desarmillaria tabescens
Lineage: Eukaryota; Fungi; Basidiomycota; Agaricomycetes; Agaricales; Physalacriaceae
Exons: 3
Coding region: 25-528 (167 amino acids)
Source: RefSeq, a predicted model, not a curated record
ACAACGACCACAACACUACUACCGAUGGGCGGUUUUCUAUGGUUCAUCGCUGGUGCAGCUGCGGCCACCAUCUAUUGCAAUGGUCGCAUACAAGCAGGGUACUAUGCCACCAACCCGAAUGGAUACUACGAACGAGGAUGGACGCGUCAGAGUGCACCUCUUGACACUGAUGAAAGGGUGCCGGAAGGCAAUGAGAGGGAACGACGGUACGCGUAUGGAGCCGGAGUGAGGCUAGAGGGCCAACAACGAUUCGGAUUGGAGCUACCUCAACAGCCCCGAGAGAGAACGGAAGCUCCGACGCCACCACCGCCCCCACCUCAGCAGGAGGAACAAGCUUCGCUUGACCACAUCAGAGAGCUCAGUAAACAAGCAGACGAGGCUAUGUCUGACUUGUCUGAAGCUACACUUGAUUCUCUCAUGGCGACUAUAAUUGCGGCCAAGAACAAACUCGUAGAACGUCGUGCCCAGCGGGAACAGGAGGAGAAGCGGGCGUCGGAAGCGAACAAGUUUCCCCCUCGCUACGUCUGAGUUUCCUCGUUGACAACGAGAGUAGAUGACACGGACUGGGCUGACUCGUG